AGCCCUCCAGGACAGGCUGCAUCAGAAGAGGCCAUCAAGCAGGUCUGUUCCAAGGGCCUUUGCGUCAGGUGGGCUCAGGAUUCCAGGGUGGCUGGACCCCAGGCCCCAGCUCUGCAGCAGGGAGGACGUGGCUGGGCUCGUGAAGCAUGUGGGGGUGAGCCCAGGGGCCCCAAGGCAGGGCACCUGGCCUUCAGCCUGCCUCAGCCCUGCCUGUCUCCCAGAUCACUGUCCUUCUGCCAUGGCCCUGUGGAUGCGCCUCCUGCCCCUGCUGGCGCUGCUGGCCCUCUGGGGACCUGACCCAGCCGCAGCCUUUGUGAACCAACACCUGUGCGGCUCACACCUGGUGGAAGCUCUCUACCUAGUGUGCGGGGAACGAGGCUUCUUCUACACACCCAAGACCCGCCGGGAGGCAGAGGACCUGCAGGUGGGGCAGGUGGAGCUGGGCGGGGGCCCUGGUGCAGGCAGCCUGCAGCCCUUGGCCCUGGAGGGGUCCCUGCAGAAGCGUGGCAUUGUGGAACAAUGCUGUACCAGCAUCUGCUCCCUCUACCAGCUGGAGAACUACUGCAACUAGACGCAGCCCGCAGGCAGCCCCACACCCGCCGCCUCCUGCACCGAGAGAGAUGGAAUAAAGCCCUUGAACCAGC
Molecule: messenger RNA, 644 nt
Organism: Homo sapiens (human)
Lineage: Eukaryota; Metazoa; Chordata; Mammalia; Primates; Hominidae
Gene: INS
Product: insulin
Exons: 2
Coding region: 239-571 (110 amino acids)
Biological process (GO): cellular response to oxygen-containing compound
Cellular component (GO): extracellular region
Molecular function (GO): hormone activity
Source: RefSeq, marked reviewed